Molecule: messenger RNA, 327 nt
Organism: Penicillium malachiteum
Lineage: Eukaryota; Fungi; Ascomycota; Eurotiomycetes; Eurotiales; Aspergillaceae
Exons: 1
Coding region: 1-327 (108 amino acids)
Molecular function (GO): catalytic activity
Source: RefSeq, a predicted model, not a curated record
AUGAUUCAAUUCGGAGGUGCGGGUACUCUAUCAUCUCUGGGAUCGGGUGACGAGAUGGUCGCAGACUUUGAGCGUGCGUCUGGACCCUGGCACCUUGAGUGGGUAGCUAUCCCCGAGAGCUUUGCGAUUGCUGUUGGUGCUCUAUCACAAACUCAGUUUGCACUCUCUGGUCUUUCAGUCAACAGCAAUCAAAUGCUGAAGAAUCUUCACUCCACUCAAGGGCUUAUGGUUACGGAGGCGACUAUAAUGGGACUGGCACCGCAUUUUGGACGCCAAAGAGCCCAUGACAUCGUUGAUGAAGCUUGCAGGAGGCCCAUUGAGAAGUAA